AUGGCGGGUCAACAUGUCCCUGUGCCGAGUUGGGACGACCCUGCGGCUGAGCCGGUUGAUGGCGGCGGAGCCGCGGCUGGCAGAGCCGGCAUGGGAGCAACCGGCUGCGCCGGAGAUCAAGCUGGGAGUCCGACCCAGCCGCAGUUCGUGACACCUGGCUUCGGACUACCUACUGGAGCUCCACUUCAAGGCCUACAAGCUGGACUACCACCUCAGGGCUUUGGACAACAAGGGAUGGCGCAUCAACAGCAACAAGUCCCACUUCGAGGCCCAGUGCCGGGGAUGCCAACGAUGCCACAGAAUCUACUCCCGCAAGGGAUGCUGCCGAUGCCGCAAAUGAUGCCCGUGAUGGGACAAGGACCACAAGCGUUCCCAAUGAUGCCGGCAGCGCAGCAGAUGAUGAUGCCCACGCAGGUGCCCAAUCUACUGCCAAUGAUGAAUCCCCAGAUGAUGCCGGGAUCUAUGACGUCCAACCCAGGAUGGUGGAAUGUGCAGGAUAUGAUGGCAUCUGUAGCCUCAACUGGCUCAUGGACAUUGCCUCCUGCGAACAAAGGUGAAGUGAAGGGCAAGUCAAAAGGGGAGCAGAAGGGUAAGCCGAAGGAAGGGCCGGCGAAAGCAAGGCCGAAGAAGAAGCUCCCGCAGCCACUGGCCAAGACCAAGGCUGAACCGCCCGAUGACGGAGGAGAUGACGACUAUGAGUAUGAGUACACGUAUGAGAGUUACUCUGAGGCUGAGGAGAAUAACCCUGAGGAGGAGACAGCCACCAAUGACCCUACGCUGAGGUCAUCGCAGCUCAGCUCAAGGGCGGCCUCGGUGGAUGAGAGUGCCGUGAAGCGCGAGCAGGGCAGUCCACCAAAGACCAAAGCCCGAACUGCAGCGAAGUCAAAGCUGACGCCUAGCGGCAGUGCACCCGGCAGCGUCCGUGGUAGUGUUCCCGGCAGCGUCCGAGGAAGUGCGGCAGCGUCCUCUGAUGGCAGCGCCAAUACAGACGAGGUCCGACAACUCCUGCAGAAGAGUAUGAAGAGACAGGCUGCCGAUCGAGGAAGGCCAAACCUCACUUCGGUCAAGCUUGACCAGUUCAGAGGCAAUCGCACAGCCUACAAGGAUUGGAAGAAGACCCUCAAGGCUCAGCAGGCCUUGUACAAGCUGACGGAGGAGGAAUUAGCAGUUCUGGUGUACCUCAACACCGCAGGAGAAGCAAGGGACAUCGUCAACCAAUUGGAGAUUGAGGAUCUCCAAGAACCUGGCGGUUUAGGAAGGAUCAUGAGACUUUUGGAUGACGCAUAUGAGAAACGAGCAGAUGAAAGGUUUGAACAGAAGCAGGAGGAGUUCCAAACCUACCGUCGGGCACACGGUGUGUCCAUAGCGGCUUACCUCUCAAAGCUCAAGAGACUCAAAGAUGAGUACUUGAGAGAAGAUACAGAGACAAAAAUCAGCGACAAAAGCUUCGCCCAGAGAAUGCUGGCGAGAGCAGCGUUGUCGAAGCGCGAGCGCAUGGAGGUAUUCUUUGCCUCGGGGGGCAAAUACCGAUCCGAUAGGAUUGAGAAGGUCCUCCGGUUUCGCCAUGCAAACUUGCAUGUUGAAGAAGCUGAGAAGUAUCAAAGCCGAGGAGCACAAGGAGACCUGAGGUACCGCCCCGCGAAGAAGACCUACCGGCAGAGCCGAGGCCAUGGAGGAUAUGGUAAAAGGCGCCACGGUGCCCAUGUGGCCGAAGCUGGCGAAGGAGAGACAAAGGAGGAGGAAGAGUCCUUCGAAGAAGAGGAAGAUGAUGAAGACCUCGACAAUGAAGACCUGGAGCAAGAAGCUUAUCCAGCCGAUGCCCGCGGAGAGCAGUGGGAUGACGAUGAAACAGAGCAGGAAGAAGAAGAAGAGUGGACUGUGCAUGAGCUCAAGGAUGCUUAUGCGGCUGGAUGGAGGGCCAAACAGCAGAGCUCCGAGAUGAGAAAGGGGCGUGGCUACAAGGGCCAAGGCAAGAACAAGAAGGGCAAAGAGAGGCCCCCAGACUUCAGGAAAGUUGAGGAUCGGAAGAAGUCUUCGAAAUGCGCAGCGUGCGGCAAGUAUGGCCAUUGGCGUGGUGACGCCAUUUGCAGCAAGACCCAGAGCGGAGAGGUGCCAGCGAGAUCGACAGGAGCAUCCUCAAAAGGGAGCUCAUCGGUCAAGGAAGAGGCUGGAACCCUCUUUACGACCAAGGAGGAAACAGAAUCUCCAAAGCGAGGAGAUGACCAUGGCCGAGUAAAUGUGUCUAGGGUCAACUGGACCUUCAUGGUUGGCACUGGCGGCUGGGAUCUGCUGGAAGAGUACGAGAGUGAGGAAUCGGGAUCCUCGAGCAGUUCUGAGGAGUUGGCCCCAGCGCUGGUAGCAGCACCGGCUUCUGCUGGACGGCCGCCAAAAAGCAAGAAGACCAAGAUGAAGCUUCGAGCCGUCCUCACGGCCUUGGAGCAAGCUGUUGAGGAUGAAGAAGAAAAGAAGAAGCUCAGGCGAGCACGUCGAAAGCAGAAGGCCAAGAAAGAGGAUGCUGAGAUGGCUGUGGGCCCUGAAGAGAUCUUGGCUAUCCUGCCGAACCUCACCAAGGCCGAGAAGAAGACACUAUUGAAGCAGCUGAUUAAUGAGGAGGAGGAAGACGCCGCACGGCAUGUCCCAGAGGAGUUUCCUGUGCAGAGGAGACAGGGAUAUCAUCAGGCAGAGCCUGUCCGAGGAGCAACAACGAAGUCGCGGGCUGCGCCCAGAACGCCAUCUCUGGCUGCGUCCAGUACACCAUCUCUGGCCGCGUCCAGUAGUGCAGGGCCAAACACAGAAGAUGUACCCUUGCCGGUGAGGAAGAAGCGACUGGAGGAGUUUCGUCGCCAAUUGUACGACAAUGCCUUGAAUGCAAGAGGCAGAAUCCUGCUGUCAGAAGCUUCGGACAUUCCCCGUGGAGCACAAGAAGCAUGCACACAUGACUACUCCCUUCUGAAAUGGGGAGCAAAUGGGUCAGCGCAUUGGGCUGACUGUACCAACUGCAAGUUGAAGAAGGUGCUCUAUUGGAGCAAGAUGCAUGGAAGCCUGAUGGCAAACACGGCGGAGGAUGAGGAGCUUCCCACAAUGGAUCUGAUCCUAGACACGGGAUGCAGGACGGCAGUAGCAGGCCAACGGUGGCACGAAAGAUAUCAACGUCACCUGAGAGCUUUGGGCCUGGAAUGGACCACCGUCGAGCAUGAGGAGAUCUUCCGUUUUGGAGCAGGAAGCCCAGUUUUGUCAACGGAAGCAAAGGUGUACCCGAUUUGGGUUGGAGAAACCAGAUCUUGGCUGCGAUUGGCAGUGGUGGAGUCCGAGAAGGACAAGCGGGUUGCGGACUGUCCAGCCCUUGCAGGACCGUCGGAACUGGCACGAUGGGGUGUGCGAAUGGAUUUUGCAAAGCAAGGAAUAUCCAUCAAUGGAGGCAGCUGGCAGACUUUGAGGUUGUCGCCGUCUCGACACCCCGUGCUGAAUGUCUUGCCCCGCAGGGGUGCCACCAUGGACCAGUGGAGAACGCCAGAUUUGGCGGAGUUGAAGCAGCGACUGGAGGUGGAUCCAUACAGUAUGGCUCUGAUUCAAGAGCAGAUUACAGCGAUCGAGAACGAAAUGGAGCUGGAAGCUUCCAGCGAGGAGGAUUCCCGAGAGACUGUGGAGCUGGACAAUGAAGAAUUUGAUGAGGCAGCGGCCUUGUGGCAAGAAAGGAUGGACGAAGAGGCCAUUCGCAAAUGGGACGAGCUGGGACUGCCGGCAGAGGCGUUCCGAGCUGAUCAAGGUGCCAGCGACACGGAAGAAGGGACCUCUACUGGCACAAUUUCCGAUGCCAACUCAAUUUCGGAAGAAGAUGCCAAUGAUGUCCAAUCAGAGGACAGCGAAGGAAGCAGUGAGGAGUCUACGGAGCAUGAGGCCAUUUUGGUCGCUGAAGCCGGCUGCGCCGACGAAGAAGUGCUCACAAAAGGGCAAAAGAGAAGAUUACUGGCUGCGUCCAAGACCAUUGGGGAGGCUGCGAGUUAUGAGGUGGAUCGCCGGAAGCCACCACUCAGGCGGAGCCUGCGGAUGAGCCUCACCUGGAAGUUGAUCGAGAUCUACACCUGGUCUUGCAUGGUGACCAGAGUGGCAUAUGCCCGCGGAUGGGAGACGUUCGAGCCAGUGACUUUGCCUGGUUGGGACAUCCGAUCUCCAGAAGUCCAACGCCAAGCUUUUGCCUAUCUGGAAAAGAUCGACCCUGAUGUGAUAGUUGUGGCAUGGCCUUGCGGUCCUUGGAGCCCUCUUCAGCGGCUCAACGUCAAGACGCCACAACAGAGGAGAGCGCUGAGAAGGAAGCGCAUAGAUGCCAGGAGGACACUAUUGAGUUUCACGAGGAAAGUGGUCCUGUGGCAGAGGAGGAGAGGCAAAGCUGUGCUGGGUGAGAACCCACAUCCAAGUUUAGCUUGGGAGACCGAAGAGAUUCAGGAGGCAUUUCAUGGAUGUGCCGAAGCUGUGGCGGAUCAAUGCCGCUAUGGGCUUGUUCAUCCAGUGAACAAGGUGCCACUGAGGAAGAGGACGAGAUUCAUGGGCAAUGAAGAGGUGGUAGCACCACUCAGGCUGAAGUGCGACGGAAGCCAUGAGCAUUGGCCAAUAGAGGGCAAGUUCAAGGAUGAGAGUGGGAGAUGGCAAGCUCUCAGUGAAUGGGCUGGAGGUUAUCCCAUUGCACUUUGCAACGCCAUCAUGGAUGGCGCAGAGAACUUUAUGAGGAACCAGCCAAAUGUCCUGGUCGAGGAUCUUGGAGAAGAAGGUGUCAUGUCGGAAGGUGACAUGAUUGAUGGCGAUGAUGCCGUUCGAGAAGAGGAGCAGGUCCUGGAUGAAACACUGAAGAAGGAUGAAGAAGACCUGCAGCAGGAAAUGGAUGACGACCAGAGACAUCCAAUUCCACGAGAAGUGCAGAAGGCUGUGGAAUUUUCCCAUCGCCAACUGGGCCAUCCGUCCAGAAGUACAUUGGUGAGAAUGCUCAAGAUGAGCGGGGCUACGGAUGAUGCAAUCCGCUAUGCCAAGCGCUGGCAGUGGCCCGUAUGUGCACAAAGGGCUGCGCCCAAGCACCCACAAGCGGCUGCGCCGUCGGUGCGACCCUACGGGUUCAAUUUGCAUCUUCACAUCGACAUCAAGUACGUCUAUGAUGCCCGUCGGAAACGCUAUGCCUGCUUGAGUAUGCUGGACCUUGGAACGGUCAAGCACGAUGCGGUGAUGAUCAAGACUAAGCAGAGUCAGUAUGUUGCCCACAAGUUUUUCCGACACUGGAUAUCCAUCUAUGGGCCUCCAGCAAAGAUCACAAUGGAUCAAGGUGGGGAGUUCGAGAAGACCUUUCUGCUCUACCUCGAACAAAUGAGUAUCCCCACGGACAUCACAGCUUCUCAUGCAGGGUGGCAGCUUGCAGCAGGAGAGCGACAUGGAGGUUUGCUGGCAGAUCUGAUGCAGGCGAUUGUGCAUGAGCAUAGCCUGGAGGGCUACCAUGCCAUGAAGGAGGGUUUAGCAGCAGCCGUACAAGCGAAGAACGCUACCCUCACGAAAGAUGGCUUUACGCCCAAUCAACGAGUCUUGGGAUAUGAGUGCAAAUGGCCGACCCUCAAUGAUGAGGAAGUCAAGCUCUCCUUCGCGGAAGGUUUGAGCGUGGAGAGCGAGGUAUCCAGAGCUCAUCGUAUGAGGACCACUGCCAGAGUAGCAUUGAUCAGGAACGACGUGAGAGAAAAGAUGAGGAGAUCAGUGCUGAGAAAACCAGCAGUAUCCCAGUCUGGGCCAUUCGUCCCUGGAGCUCAGAUUUACUUCUGGGUCCCGAGCUCACAGAAGGCCGUGAGGUAUCGGAAGGGAGGCACAUGGCGGGGACCUGCAACAGUGCUCACGAGGGAGAAGAGCAAACGCUACUUCAUCUCAUGGCGAGGAAGGUUACUUCUGGUCGCCGAGGAGAACAUGCGCCUCUCAACGAAAGAGGAGCUUGCUCUAACGGAGGCCGUCAAAGAAGAUAUGGACAAUGUGGGUGAUGCCUUGAGAGACGGCAAUAUCCCCAAUCUCUUUCGAGAUCUCCGACCUCGAGCACCACCUCCAAGAAGGCCAACCCGAAAGAGGAAGCCUGCACCACCAGAGCCUGAGGAAUCAAAGCGUGCCAGGCUGAUGAUGCAGGGUACCAGAGCUGUGAGGAACUUGAUGCAAGACAGAGUACAGAGGGCCGCACAACUACAGCAGCGGAGGACGCGCCAAGUGAGGCUUGGAAGAAGGCAGCGCCAUCAAUCAGCACCUCCAGCAGCAGCGGCUAGUGCAUCAGCACCGGCUGCGCCGGGAGAGGAUGAAGAGGAAAGAACUCUGGCUGCGCCAGCGCUAGAAGAUUCCAGAGAUGUGCCAAAGCGCAGAAGGCAACGAAGGCAACUUGCGCUUGAGGAUAGAGAGCCGGCCGCGUCCGAGCAUGAGGAAGAACAAGAUGAGCCGGCUGCGUCCGAGCACGAGGAACACCAAGCAAUCGAGGAUGUUCCGGCAGAGCCGAGAGCAGAAGAGGUACCAGUCCCUGAGAUUGAGGACUCUGAGGAGGAUGAGGAGCAGCGAGGACAGGCGCCGGCAGCGGCCGCGGGACCUACUGAGGAGGAGUUCCAGGCAGAGCUGGCACGACAGCAGUCAGAGGCACACAGGCGAAUGCUGCUGGAUGAUGUGCCCGCACCACUGAAAAGGAGACUUCAUCAAGAAGAUCAAGAGCCAGCAGCACCACCUGGAAAAAGAGCAAGAGUGACGGAGUCGCUUGUGGUUCAGGUGAUGCUUGGGACUUUGCACACAGAGGAUGGCAGAGCCAAUGAGUGGGUGACUCAAUAUGAGUUGGGCCUUUUGAGGGAGCUGACAGGCCUGCCCCUGACUUCUGCACGACUGCAUCGACAGCCGAGAAAGAAGCUGGCACGGCCACCAAAGUUGGCAAGCAGGGCAAGGCUGAGCAUUCUCAUCGGUCAGGACCCACGAGAUGCCUUUGUGGUGGAAGAGAACACCAAGGAGGUGGAACAGAAUCCACGCCGCAAGGCGAGUUUUCCAUGGCGUGGCAUCUCCAUGUACUACAAGGAAAAGCCUGCGAAUCGAGAUGAGCGGGUGAAAUCCUACGUGGAGAAGGAUGGAGAGAUCUAUGAGGUCAAAUGGAGCCGAAGACAGAGGAGAGCCUUCGAACGAGAAUGGCAGGCUGAACUGAAGGAUGUUUUGCUGAGUCAGGUGAUGCUGCUCAAGAUGAAACAGAGUGGAAAGGAACUGGACCCACGCUUCUUCAAUGAGGAGGAGAAGAAGCUCUUUCGAGAAGCAGAUCGCAAGGAGUGGUCCCAGUGGAUUCAGAAUGGUGUGGUGAGGAGGCUUACACCUGAGGAAAAGGGCAGGGUACAGAAGUACAACGUGUUCCGAUCGCCAAUGAGGAUGGUUCGCACCAACAAGCAGCAAAAGAUGCUGCUGCCGAUAUUGGCCAAGAGCCGAUUGGUGAUUCCUGGACACACAGAUCCCAACUUGGGAUUCUUCAGGACGGAUAGUCCGACUACGUCCUUGACCUCCGUCCGAUUGGCCAAAGCAGUGGGCCAAUUUCGGAACUGGACCGUGUGGUCUUUUGAUGUGACCACUGCGUUUUUGAGUGGUUUGGAGACGCAGCGGGAGCUCUAUGUGAAGGCCCCAGUGGAUGGCCUACCACCCACCGAUGGCUGGGAUGCCGUUCUACCCUAUGAGUUGCUGAGGGUGCUGAAGUCGGCAUAUGGAUUGACCGAGGCACCACGCCUUUGGUAUCUUCGUGCUGUGGAGUUGAUUCAAGACAGCACUGAGGGAGAUCCCAGCAGCUCGAGUCACCCCAAGGAUCCUCGCUACUUCAAGCUCAAGGAGGAACUCAAUAGACUCUUUCGAAUCAAAGAGUGGAAGCAGGUGCCACUUACCUUCUUAGGUGUGGAUAUGCGCACCGGCAAGCGACCUGGCUUGUAUGAUGACAUGAGUGCCUAUGUCAAGGGUAUUAAAGUGCCAGAACCUCAACAGAAGGGAGGUGCUGAUCCCUUGGUGCCGGAGGAUGUGACGCGGUACCGGCAGCUCACUAUGAGGUUGCGCUGGCCGGCUCAGCAAGCCAUGCCGCAGAAGCUCUAUGAGGUGAGUGCCCUUGCGCAGAGGGUGAACAAGGCCACCUAUGAUGAUUUCAAAGAAGCAGUGAAACUGCAUGGGAGUUUUCUGGAGGAGGUUGAGGCGGAGAGAAGUCACCUCUACUACCCGCCUAUGAAAGGAAAGCCCUAUGUGCUGAGCUUCUUUGAUGCGUCGCUUGGAAAGGAAGAAGAUGGAAGGUCGCAACUGGGUGGAAUUCAUUUCUUGACCACCGAUGGUGUGAAGAAUGGUCCACAGCUGGCCAUACCCAUUGAAUAUCAGACUUCCAGGUCGACGAGGGUGGUGAGAAGUUCAAUGGCCGCAGAGAGCAACAGCAUGUCUUUGACGGUUGACCGCCACUUGUACAUCAGGAUUCUUUUGGAUAUCUUGUGGACAGGCAACACUGAAGUCAAAGAGGGUUGGAGAGCGAAGCUCAAGCAUGGAGGAGGCCUGGUGACCGACGCGAGGUCGCUGUAUGACCACCUACAUACAACAGGUCAGAUACCUUCAGAAAGACAAACUAUGUUGGACCUGCUCGUGGCAAAGGACAUGCUCGAGCAGAAGGCAUUCGAAGUCUUUUGGGUACCAACCCACAGGCAGUUCGCUGACAUGCUCACCAAGAAGAUGCGUGGCACCUUGUGGGAGCAGUUUUGUCAGGAGAACACCGUGUCGCUGAAGGAGACCGAAGCAGAACGAAAGCUUGAGGAGCACAGGCAGCGCCUAAGAAAGGAACAACGGCAGCGCCGUAAGAAAAGAUUUGGCAGCGCCAAAACGAGCCCUGGCAGCGCUAGUACAUCGCACAGAACUGGCUGCGCCAGCUAA
Molecule: messenger RNA, 8910 nt
Organism: Cladocopium goreaui
Lineage: Eukaryota; Dinophyceae; Suessiales; Symbiodiniaceae
Source: the annotation of a GenBank genome assembly